GGAUGGAGGCGCCGGCGAGCGCCCGCUGCCCGCUGCUGGAGGACAGCUUCAGCCGCCUGUCGUCGCAGAGCAACAUGUACGGGUUGGCGGCCUUCGCCAAACCCGAGGGCGGCCACGACCUGCUGGCGGCCACCCUGAAGGGCAAAGUCAUCAGCUUCAGGUACCAGAGCCUCCGACAGAAAAUCAGGCCCCUGGCAAAGGAGGUUCAGUUCACCUACAUCCCAGUCGACGCAGAAAUUGUUUCCAUCGACGCUUUUAACAAGUCGCCCCCCAAAGGCGGUCUGGUGGUGGGGAUCACGUUUAUUAAGGAUUCCGGGGACAAAGCGAGUCCGUUCCUUAAUAUCUACUGUGAUUACGAACCUGGAUCGGAAUACAAUCUGGACUCGAUCGCCCAAAGCUGCUUGAAUCUGGAGCUUCAGUUCACUCCCUUCCAACUUUACCACGUGGAGGUGAGGUGUAGCGGACAAUACGAGACAGUUUUCCUACUCAGUGGCCAUGAUCAGCGCAUCCACCUGUACAAAGAGAACGGCGCUCUGCACCAGUUUGAGGAAUGGCCGAUAGAGAUGCUGUUCCCGGAGCUGACGGAGUUACCCAGUCAUGUGCUGUGGUUGGAUGUGGUGAACAUUGCGGGCAGCUCCCAGCCCAGGAGACUGACCGCCUAUGGCUGCCAGAGUGGGCUGGUCAGUGUUUCCCACGUCAACCAGGACACAAAAGAGAUCCUCCAGAGUUGGAGCAUUCAGCAGGACGGGCCGAUCUCCACUGUCCUCCUCUUCACGUUAUCGAGCUCGGGCAGAGAUACUCGCAGCCCCCCGGCCCCCCGGCCCAGCACAGUUUCCUGGAAGGAUGAAGUUGGAAAGUGUUUGGAAGAUUACAGCCUAUUAGUGACCUCUACUAUCGAGCUCUCAGUUGUUUACAGGGACGUGUUGAAGCAUGGUCUCGCUGAUCAGUGGAUUUUACCUGAAAGCGAUCAGUUUGACAGCGUCCUUUGUGCCUUAGUCACCGACGUGGAUUUUGACGGAGUGAAGGAAAUCCUCCUGGGAACUUACGGGCAGGAGCUGCUGUGUUACAAGCACUGGGCCUCGGAGGGCCUGGGGGCCGAGGCGGGGGAGUGGGGGACACAGCCUGAACCCCGGGGUCAGUACCAGCUGCUGUGGAAGAGGAGCUUCCAAAGUCCGCUGCUGUCACUGGACUAUGCUGACCUGACCGGCGAUGGACUGUGUGAGCUCAUUGUGGUGUCACUGAGAGGGUUGCACAUCUUACAGCACAGUGUGUGUCAGACGGCAGAGCUGGUGAUGGAGCGACUGGGGCGAGGGUUGGGGCGGUUGUUGGGGAGGGGGGACGAGGAGACGCGGAGAGCUGUUCCCGGGGACCAGCCACGGAAAGAUCCGGAAGGAAACCACUGAAUGUAAUCACCGGCAUUAAACUUGUGAAGCUUUUUUUCCCCCAAAAAA
Callorhinchus milii (elephant shark) is the source of this 1451-nucleotide messenger RNA. It is a transcript of the gene kptn, whose product is annotated as kaptin (actin binding protein). Gene Ontology annotation, molecular function: actin filament binding. Bases 3 to 1403 code for a protein of 466 amino acids. Lineage: Eukaryota; Metazoa; Chordata; Chondrichthyes; Chimaeriformes; Callorhinchidae. The record is from RefSeq and is a predicted model, not a curated record. Gene Ontology annotation, biological process: negative regulation of TORC1 signaling; actin filament organization; cellular response to amino acid starvation. The transcript is spliced from 12 exons. Gene Ontology annotation, cellular component: KICSTOR complex; lamellipodium; actin cytoskeleton.